Molecule: messenger RNA, 1435 nt
Organism: Styela clava
Lineage: Eukaryota; Metazoa; Chordata; Ascidiacea; Stolidobranchia; Styelidae
Source: RefSeq, a predicted model, not a curated record
UUUCCACAUUUCUUUUAAUAUAAAAAGUGCACAGUUGGUUUCUUAUAUUCAAAUAUUUUUAAUACAAGUAAAAUAAUAUAAAUACUUCACAGCAUCAUAAUCUACAUAUAAGUAAUACAAUUUAAACUCACGGUAUGAAUUCAAGCAUGAAAAAAUUGUUGCAUCUGCAUCUCCUAUUUUGGGUGAAAUUUGGAUUUUGUCAAGAUAUCAACCAAGCAAAUGCUUUAUUUACCUGUACUGAUGGAACGGUUAUCUCUAAUGAAAAACGGUGCAAUGGAAAAUACGAAUGUGAGGGAAGAGAGGACGAAAAAAAUUGUGACUUUCAAAAAUGUGAGAAAGUGGAAGCUGGGGAAGCACAUCAUAGUAUGGUUGAAGCGAAGAAAUUAUCGGGAAGAAUUGUUGGAGGCGAAGAUUCACCUGAUGGUGCGUGGCCUUGGCAAGCUAUAAUAGCGAGAUAUUCAAGUAAUAAGCGUGGUGGAACGCCGAUUAUGUUCAGCAAGUGGUAUAUUAAAGGCGGCGGAUCCUUGAUUGGCAGUAAAUGGGUGAUGACUGCGGCGCAUUUAUUUGGAACAGACGACAACUCACAAGUAUGGCUUUCAGACUACGCUGUCACGCUAGGUAUGUCUGAGAGACCAAAUACCAGUAUGGGGGUCGCAGAUUUUGUUCAGAUGUUUGCACUGCAAGAUGUGUAUAUCCAUCCAAACUAUUCGUAUGGAGUUCUUGACAACGACAUCGCAUUGAUAAAGCUUGGAGCUAGAAUAAACUCAGAAUCACUAGCGAUUAACGAAAGCGAUGCAAAUGGUGUAACCUUUACGUAUCAUGUGAGGCCAGUGUGUUUGCCCUGUCGGGAUGAAGACCCAAACGGUGAAUCAAAGGAUGAGAGCUGCCAGCCUGAUAUCAAUGAAUCUGAACUGCUAGCUGCUGGUGAAAAAGUUAUUGUCACUGGAUUUGGCAACAUCAAAGGAACAGAUCUAACACAAAGAAGACAACAAUUUCAAAUUCCGGAUCGUCUCCAAUAUGCCGAACUGAAGCUUGUAGAUCAGUACACAUGCUGGCUAGGAAUCCAAAAUAUAAACAAACUUACCCAUGGAAAUAUCAGAUAUUCUGACAAUUUUAUUUGCUGCAACCCCGCGAAGGUUAAAAAGAGUAUCGAUGCUUGUCAGGGAGACAGUGGAGGACCUUUGGUUAAAAAGGUGACGAACUCUGAAACGAGUCAAUCUCGUUGGUUUCAAGUUGGAAUCGUGAGUUUUGGAUACGGAUGUGCACUCAACUAUCCUGGAUAUUAUAUUAACGUUGUGAAAUAUACAGGAUGGAUAAACACUAUCAUGGAUUCAUAGGCUGCAAUCAUAACUACUUGGACUUGAAGUCCGGAGUUUGUUCAACUUUGUCAUUGAUGAAUGAUUUGACUAUUUUGUAAUUUGUAGAUAGUAUAUAU